Molecule: messenger RNA, 2178 nt
Organism: Hemisphaericaspora subhashii
Lineage: Eukaryota; Fungi; Ascomycota; Pichiomycetes; Serinales; Debaryomycetaceae
Gene: MSS4
Product: 1-phosphatidylinositol-4-phosphate 5-kinase
Exons: 1
Coding region: 1-2178 (725 amino acids)
Biological process (GO): phosphatidylinositol metabolic process
Molecular function (GO): phosphatidylinositol kinase activity
Source: RefSeq, a predicted model, not a curated record
AUGAUAGUACUAUCAUCAGCUACUCCCACUACAAAAACUACCAUAUCACCACAAUCACAUCAUAUUCCAAAUGAACAAGAACAACAAACAUCAUCCAUAUUAAGAAAUAAUAAUAAUACCACAAAUAGUAACAACAACAAUCAAAGGAUAUCCUUUGAUAAUGAUAACAACAACAACAGGAAUAAACUCUCAACAUCAUUAUCUUCAUAUGGCUCAGCUGAUAGUCAACCAACAACUAUCAUACAAUUAACAACAACUAAUUUAAUACAAAAUGUACCUAAUGACACAGCCGCCGAUGUUGAACCUUCAACACCAACUUCAAUAAAAGGAUCACGAUCAGAAACUUCAGAAGUAUCUCAUGAAACUGCACCUUCCUCAAUAGAGAAUAAUCAUAUAGAAGUAAAUGAUACACUUUUUAAAGCACCCACUACUAUUCGUACUUCAAUAGAAAUUGAUCCUUUAGAUGGCAAUCACAGUCCAACUCCAAGUUCACAAUCAACUAUAAAGAAUACUCCAAUUAGUGCAAAUAAACCUACAUCAACCGCGAUUGCACAUUCUACAUCAUUACCCGCAACCACAAAUAUAAGGCGACACACAACUUCAUCUAUUGGUAUCACCAGAGCACAUUCAUUACAUACAAAGGUAAUAACAACUCAUAAUAAAAUAAUUGAAAUUCCAACUUCUACUACAACCACCACCACCACCAACACCGCCACCGCCACCACUACCGCCGCACGCAUUCAUCCAAAUAGAACAGAAUCAGCCAUUGCAUUAUCAAGACAUUCAAUAGCUUUUGAAAGACCACUUUCAAGAAGUACAUUUCCUGCAUUCACUUCACAUCAAGAAUUACCAAUAUCGACCAAGAAUGAUUUACAAAAAAUUAGAGAUUCAAUCUUAAUGAAACGUAAUUUAAAUAAGAAAAAAUUAAUGGAAGAUGAUAAUCGAGUUUUAAUGGGUAAUAAAAUUAGUGAAGGACAUGAAAAUUUCGUUAUGGCUUAUAAUAUGUUAACUGGUAUUAGAGUUGCUGUAUCACGAUGUUCAGGAGUUCGGAAAAAAUUAAUUGAUCAAGAUUUUAAAUCAACUAAAAAAUUAUCAUUUAAUAUGGAUGGAAGUGAAUUAACUCCAAGUUCAAAAUAUGAUUUUAAAUUCAAAGAUUAUUGUCCCGAAGUAUUCCGAGAAUUACGAUUAUUAUUUGGAAUUGAUCCAGCUGAUUAUUUAGUCAGUAUUACGGGGAAAUAUAUCUUAUCUGAAUUAGGAUCCCCGGGGAAAUCAGGUUCAUUCUUUUAUUAUUCCCGAGAUUAUCGAUUCAUUAUCAAAACCAUUCGACAUUCCGAACAUCGACAACUCCGAUCUAUUCUCAAAAACUACCAUCAACAUGUUAAAGACAACCCAAACACCCUAAUCUCCCAAUUCUACGGGCUUCAUAGAGUCAAAAUGCCAAUCAGGGGCAAAGGAACACGAAAAGUCCAUUUCGUAGUCAUGAACAACCUAUUCCCACCCCAUCGUGACAUCCACCUCAAAUAUGACCUAAAAGGAUCCACUUGGGGUCGAAUCACCAAACUCGACCCUAAUUCCCCUCCGGAAGAAAUCUCAAAACAUACCCUAAAAGAUCUCAAUUUCUUACAAUCCCACCAAAAAAUCCAAUUCGGCCCCGCUAAGAGAUCACAAUUCUUCAAACAAUUAGAAUCAGAUGUCAAAUUCCUCGAAUCUAUAAAAGUCAUGGAUUAUUCCCUCUUGCUUGGGAUUCAUGAUGUCAAAAAGGGGAAUACGACAUAUAACCAAACUGGCCUUUCCGUAUUCGAGCCCCCACUGUCUGAUAAACGGGCCCUCAUAGCUACAAACCCUCGUGAUCUCAAGUAUCAGGAUUUACCCAAUGAUGUAUUCCCCGGCCGAUCGAAAUAUGUCUUUUAUGGCCAUGAUGGGGGGAUAAGGGCCACCAAUGAGGAUGAUAAUUCUCCAUUGGGGCAGAUUUAUUAUUUGGGGAUUAUUGAUUGUUUGACGGGAUAUGGACCCAAGAAGAGGUUGGAGACGUUUUUUAGGGGGUUGGGUGGCAGGAAUAAACGGGAGGUUAUUAGUGCGGUGCCGCCACGGGAAUAUGGGGAGAGGUUUUUGAGGUUUAUUAAAGAAGGAACGAGUGGUGGGAGAAGAGGAGGUGAUAAGGCCAAGAAGAGGGAUUAG